AUGGUUGAAGUGUUUGAAGUGUUUGAUGAUUUAGAAAAAAAAACCGAAGGAAAAAAACCCGUAUUCCGUCCUGCGUGCUCUCCAAAACUCAUUACUCAGAGCAAAUGUGAUCGGCACAUAGCUCUCAAGAUCAUCAAAAAUGUCGAGAAAUAUAGAGAAGCUGCCAAGUUGGAAAUCAAUGUGCUGGAGAAGCUGGCCGAGAAGGAUCCCCACAACAAACAUUUGUGUGUCAGGAUGUUGAGCUGGUUUGACUACCAUGGACAUGUGUGUAUAGCCUUUGACAUGCUUGGACUCAGCGUGUUUGACUUCUUGAAGGACAACAAUUACCGUCCAUAUGCCCUGGAAGUCCGACACAUUUCCUACCAGCUGUGUUAUGCUGUCAAAUUCCUCCAUGACAACAAACUCACUCAUACUGAUCUCAAGCCUGAAAAUAUCCUCUUUGUCGAUUCAGAUUAUGACUUGACAUAUGAUCCCAAGAAGAAACGAGACAUCAGAACAGUUAAAAGGACGGACAUCCAGCUAAUCGACUUUGGAAGUGCAACAUUUGAUCAUGAGCACCACAGCACUAUAGUUUCUACUAGGCAUUACAGAGCACCAGAAGUUAUACUAGAAUUGGGAUGGCAGCAGCCUUGUGAUGUCUGGUCCAGGUGUAUAAUGUUUGAGUUGUACUUGGGGAUCACAUUGUUCCAGACGCACGAUAACCGAGAACACCUGGCCAUGAUGGAGCGUAUCCUCGGACCCAUUCCUUACAGAAUGGGCAGAAAGACAAGGACCAAGUAUUUCUAUCAUGGCAAAUUAGACUGGGAUGAAAAGAGCUCUGCAGGCAGAUACGUGCGCGAGAAUUGUAAACCUCUUAGGAGCUACCAGACAAGUUCAGAUGAGGACCAUAGGUUACUAUUCGACUUAAUCACCAAGAUGCUGGAAUAUGAACCAGGCCAGCGCAUCUCCCUGAGCGAGGCACUUAGGCAUCCUUUCUUUGAGAAAAUCCCUCCUCAUCAGCGGUUAGGCGACGACCAUCGGGAACGCUCACAUUCCCUCUCACGGUGAUGCCAGAUAUUCCAAGGGUCCUACAGCACUGCUGCCUAACUCAUAUACCUUUCCCUUGUGCUCUCCCGGGCUGUUAACAGUUCAUGUGCCGGAUUAUGUAGAUAAGUCAAGAUAUUAGCUCAGUUUAAUAUACGUAACCAGCAACUGAAUCUCAGUAAGGAUUUCAGCAAAAUUACCAUUAUUAUUAUUAGUCUUGUUGAACUGAAAUGGUAUAUUUUUAAGGUUCAUUAUUUUACAGUAAGAAAAAUUGUUGAUGAUGGGUUAGUACAAAGAAGGUGUUGAUUCUUUGAGUGGGUGAUUGGGCAUUGAACCUUUUAUAGGUGAAUGGGGUUUGAUAGUUCCUGUGAUCUUGUUUGUGGAAUUAACCACCUUCUUGGUGAAAGUCCCAUUAUUAUUCCUAGCUAAAUAAAAAGUUAAAAAAACAAUAAAUACAUACAUAAAAAGCAGAGCUCAAGACUUGAAAGCAAGUUUUUUUUCUCAGGCUGAGCAACUGUUCACAUUAGCAUAUGGCAUUGGGAGGGAUGCAAGGUAGUUUAAUAUAGGAACAUUUUACAUGUGUCUUUGUGCAUUAAGUUGUAAUUAUCUGUGAACUAUCAUUUGGUAUGUUUUUAAAAGCUUUUGUUUUUAAAAUGAGGCUACCACAUGACAAAAGGUUAAUUUCCUCUUUUGUUCAGAGGUAAUGAACAAUUGGUUACUAGGAAAAUGAAUGUAUGAACUAAGGGAGUGUGAAGGAGCAUCCACACUAUUGUAAAGGAUCUCUCUGCUCUUUAUCAAAGCCAACUUCAUAUGUGUUCUGUACAAGAAAGUGAUGUUGUGAACUGUGUAAAAUAUUUUUUAAAAAUGUACAUUAUUUUCUAAUUUGCACAAAAGUUAGAUGAUAUGGAACAAAUGACUGAAACUACUUGUAUCAUUUGAAAUGACACUGCCGGAGAAAGUGGACUCUUUAAAUAAACAGUGUAAAGAUA
Penaeus vannamei (Pacific white shrimp) is the source of this 2012-nucleotide messenger RNA. Lineage: Eukaryota; Metazoa; Arthropoda; Malacostraca; Decapoda; Penaeidae. The record is from RefSeq and is a predicted model, not a curated record.